This is a messenger RNA of Chiloscyllium plagiosum (whitespotted bambooshark), 2986 nucleotides long. Its product is annotated as cyclin-dependent kinase 6-like. Gene Ontology annotation, cellular component: nucleus; cytoplasm; cyclin-dependent protein kinase holoenzyme complex. The record is from RefSeq and is a predicted model, not a curated record. NCBI's taxonomy places the organism in Eukaryota, Metazoa, Chordata, Chondrichthyes, Orectolobiformes, Hemiscylliidae. Gene Ontology annotation, biological process: signal transduction; G1/S transition of mitotic cell cycle; protein phosphorylation. Gene Ontology annotation, molecular function: cyclin-dependent protein serine/threonine kinase activity; cyclin binding; ATP binding.
AGUGCUCACAUGACUUUUUUAGAGACUGAUACCAACAUUUAAGAGGCACAUGGAUACACUUUAGAGACAGUUGGAUAGACACAUGAACAGGGAGAGAAUAGGAGGAUACAGACAAAAUGCAGGCAAAUGCUAUUGGUUUAGAAUGGCACCAUGUUGGCACAGUCAUGGUGGGCUGAAAGACCUGUUCCUGUGAUGUACUGUUCUGUGAUUUGAAGGGAGUACAUUGUUCAGGAUAUUGCUGAUAAUAAGGUUUGUUUACUCCAGGUGGCGCUGUUCAGCCUUUGGACUGAUAAGAAUGGAAAGCAGUCAUUGUGUGCGAUAUGAGCUGCUGGCUGAGAUUGGAGAAGGAGCUUACGGAAAAGUGUACAAAGCAAGAGACCUGGAAAACAAUGGGAGGUUUGUGGCACUGAAAAGGAUUGAGAUUCCAAGAACGAAGGAAGGUAUCCCUUUCAUAGUAAUUCGGGAGGUGGCCUGGUUAAAACAGUUAGAAGUUUUUGACCAUCCAAAUGUUGUCAGGUUGUUUAACGUGGAGCUUAGUUCGCGGACAGAUGAGGUGAUGAAGUUGACACUUGUGUUCGAACUCGUUGAGCAAGAUUUAUCCAUGUUUCUGACAAAGGUUCACAAGCCAGGCCUUCCUCAUAAAGAAGUAAAGAAUAUAAUGCUGCAACUGUGUAGAGGCCUAGAUUUCCUCCAUGCAAACCGUGUGGUACAUCGAGAUUUGAAGCCACAGAAUGUCCUGGUUUCAAACAGUGGCCAGGUGAAGUUAGCAGACUUUGGUCUGGCUCGAGUGUACAGCUUCAACAUGGCACUGACUCCUGUGGUUGUUACUCUGUGGUACCGAGCACCGGAAGUGCUUUUAAAUUCAAGAUACACAGCAGCUGUUGACAUUUGGAGUGUUGGCUGCAUAUUUGCUGAAAUGCUUCAACUCAGACCCUUUCUUUGUGGGAUUUCAGAUAUUAAUCAACUGCAAAAAAUAUUUGAUACCCUCGGUCUUCCUGAUGAAGAGGAGUGGCCUACAGAUGCUCCAUUGCCCUACAGCUCCUUUACGGCCAAGCCUCGAAAGCCAAUUGAAGAUUUACUGCCUCAGAUUGACUCAUUGGGGAAAGACUUACUACUUAAAUGCCUUCACUUCAAUCCGGAUCAAAGGGUAUCCACCCAUGAGGCACUUGCCCAUCCUUAUUUUAGUGAAACGCCAGAACAUUUUGAGGUCAGCAGUCACGAAUGAGCAGGAGAGCACUUUGUGUUGAACAAAAUGUCGGCUCAUUUCUAAUUAAUAUCCACACCGAGUACCAAAUUAAAAGGGAGAAGCAGUGUGAAUGUAAAUUAUUGUGGGCGCAGAAUAGUGAAGUGGUUCCCAUCUAUUUCAGCUUGCGACUAUAAUCGAAAAGUACACCAUUGGAUGAAGCUCACUUUGGAGCAUCCAAAGGUCAAAGAAGGUGCUAUAUAAAUGCAGCAUUUUUUUCUUGAAACACGACUUGUUUUAGAUGAUACAAAGAUGGCUGUUGAUGUAAAAUGUGCUAUCAUUAGUAGAGUGUUGUGCUUUGUAAACUACAAUUGCCAUGUGGUUGAAGAUUGACUCUUGAGUACAUUUCUUUUUGUUAUUGGUGCAUCAGGACUGCUGCUGAGCGACACCGCAAAAGGUUUUUUUUAACCCUGGAAAUAAGUCUGCCAACACAACAAAAAUGUCACACGUUAAAGGCUGCCAGACGUCUGGAGACUUUGCAGAGCUCAAAUAUAAAGAACUGGGAUCAUUAAUAUUUUCUUUAAAAAAGGAAUCAGAUAUUACUGAAAUGGCAUACUUUCUACGCCAUUUACACUUUGAGGAAAGUGACUAACAUUAUCCCAUUUCACACAAAAGCCAUAAAUAAAUGUAGUUAAAUGAAGAAUACGUCAGGGUGGAAUGGUAAAUGGAAAAUUAACUGCUAACCUGGCAGAGACACAAUAACAUUGUCUUCAGUCCUGCCCUACCCUCACCUGAAUUUCCUUGGGCACUUUCUGGUCAGUUGAAGUGGAGUUUGAGCGCCUUGCUCUACUCAUCAGAAGGUGGAGAGGCAUACCACACAUAACUGAAGUCAUUACAGUGAAUUUUCACCCAGUUAGUGUUGCAAAGAAGCCUUGUUUACAGUGCUCGGGUAACAGGGUGUUGUGAAGCCUUGGAUUUAAAAUUUAUGAGCCCAUUGACCUCACUGCAACAUCUCAAAGGAACAUAAAAACCAGGAGCAGAGUAGGCCGUUUGGCCCUUAGAGCCUGCUCUGCCAUUCAACAAGAUCCUGGCUGAUCGUUUCGUAGCCUCCACUCCACUGGAGUGGAUCAGUUAUUAAUAGUGGAGCCAGAACUCCGACACUUUGGGAUAAGGUUACAGCAGUAAUCCUUUCCCGAAGGUUUUUCUCAAUUUGUAAUGAUGUCACCUCACCAAUAUAUCAAGUGCAACUUUUAUUUUGUUUCACAUUUGUGGCUAAAGAGCAAAUUAUAUAAACAAUGUCCCAUAAAACUGUCUUGGAUAAUUUUUUUUCGAAUGUAAAGGAUUCUGGAUUAUCCUUCAGAAGUUAUUAGAUAAAGUGAGUGAAGAUUGGUAAUUUCAGUAAAAUUACAUGCUGCCAUUGUUGCACGUAGUAGUUUUACAUGGAUAUUUUAUAGCAUGUGGAAACAUGCAUUUUGUGAAAUACUAAUGUGAACAGCAUCACUGGAGACUGAAGUGUGGAGCAGAGUUGAAGAAAGCAGGAAGAGUCCAAAGUUUGAUUUCUGCUCUGAGUUGUUAACCUGGUGUUAGCUGAUAGGGCUGUCAGGGGUCUGAGUCUGUGAGAGGAGGAAGUCAAUCUCAGGAGAAGGAAACUUUACCAAACGUGUACAAAAUGCCAAGCAGUAGACAGUCAGUGAUGGCAGAGCCCCGUGGAAGUGUUGGCGGUAGAAAGCACCUUUUUUCAAUGAGACCAAAGUGGAGCUCUGCACAAUGUUUGGAAUGCAGCAAGCCAGGCAGCGUCAGGAG